UCUUUUCCCGUUUGUUAUCCCAUGGCAUCAGAGAGAUCUUCAUAUCCAGUCAAUAUUGUUUUGAACAAGCAGAGGAGUAGCUCACAGUGGAGAGAUGGAGAGAUGGCUGUUGAAGAGGACUCUCAACCCCAGGUGUAAUACAUAACAUUUUAAAAUUACAGAGACCUGACCUCUUGGAUCAAUUCUGAUAUUGGAAUAUCAGGAGAAUUUACUGCUUUUGUAUGGUUCAUGAGUAUGAAAAGCAUUAGACAUGGUGUGUCCAGAGUAAUAACCUCAGUCCCCUGUUACAGCCUACAGAUGUGGAGCAGAGAGUGGAGACUGAACCCAUACUGAUCAAAGAUGAGGAGACAGCAGUGGACUUGUGGAAGACUGACCCUCAGGAAGAGUUUAGGAUCACUGGAGAGGGUGGGUGCGACCAUAAGGGGUACUGCUCUGUGUGGGUGUGGUGGUAUGCGCGUUCCAAAUUGCUACAUUGGUGUUUUAUGUUCUGGCAUAUGUAGCGCACGGACACACAGUCAGUUCUAAAGCAGUCGUAUUUUGCAUCUGUUAAGGGUCUUUUGUAAUGUUUAUUUAAUGUUUAUCCCCAAAUCUUUAGAGUCUGGUUCCAAGCCUGGGCAACCACCAUCCUUUGAGCAACGGCACUGUGAUGAGGACUUCAUCACACAACCCAACAUAUCUCCCGAAGACUCAGUGGAACAUUACCCCAAUUCUGAUCGUCCAGAGGAACCAGGCACACCCCGGCUCACGUCUACAGACGUGUUCAGCACAGAGCAGCACCAGCCAGACAAGGACUCACUAGAGCUAGUGAUGGUGAAGAAUGAGAAAGAGGAGGAGCUGGAUCAGACCACGGCCCUGGCAGGACCUGACCAGUUUGUUAUGGAUGAGACUGAUGGGCAGCUGUGGACCUCUGUGGAUCCAGGCAGAGAUAUUGACCCUGAUGGCCACCCAGAUUUCUCCUUUCAUGCAACAGAAGAGUACUCUCAGAAUAUCUCAAUUUUCCCAUCUCAUAGUGGGCUGCCAUCCGUUCCUACUAUGACAGAUGAUGUAGGGCCAUCGCUUCACUCUUCUAUAUGGAAACCACAUGCUAACAUGUUCAGUGCAGCAAAACACAUGACAAGACAUGUCAGGACAUUGGCUGAUGAGACUAGACAACAGAUGCCAGAGGGACAGAGCAGCGAGAGGCUGAACUCAAAUAAUGAAGGAAAUAGUUUAGCUCUACAGCCAAGGCAGCAUCAAUACAGGGCUUCAGAAUCAACAGUGAGAUUGAGUGAAUGCAUGACAGGGUCAAACAUGGCCACCACCUCCACCUUCUCUGGAUACAGCCUGAGUCGCAGUAGUUUUAACAUGGUGAAGAGAAUGAGGACUCAGUGGAGGUCGGGCGGCCCCACCGAGAGGCGUUUCAGCUGCACCUUCUGUGGGAAGAGCUUCCCACGUUUCUGGCAGCUCAAAGAACACCUCCGGAGUCACACCGGAGAGAAACCGUACACCUGCGAACAGUGUGGCAGGAGUUUCACCAAACAGUGCAACCUGAUCAGACAUGCUGUGGUCCACAGUGGGGAGAAGCCCUACAAGUGCACACAGUGUGGGAAAUGCUUCCCCCAGCGUUCCGGUAUGAAGUCACAUCAGAGAACUCACAUAGGAGAGAGUCCAGUGUCUCAAUACGUGGUACCUGCAUACCCUGGGGAUCCACACACAAGUUUAAUGUUGUCUCAGAACAGAUGGAACAAAUAGUUAAUAAUUGCAUAGUUUUUCUGUAAUAGUUUUUAUGGGAAAAUGUUGUACAGAUGGAAUUUUGAGACAUUUUGACAAGCUUUUCCUCCUAAUUGAUUCGUAAAAUGGUUUUCAUGUUUGACUGUUAAUGGCUCCUCACUUAUUAUUGUUAUUAUUUUUUUAAACAAACAUUCUAUUCUCAUUUACAAUGAAAAUGUCUCCAAAAUAACACAAUGCAUUUUUACUAUUAAUUUAUAUUGGGCACAAAAAUCUGACUAUAGAAAAGUUUGUGGUCAUACGCACAUCCUUAGAUGUGCUGGGCUAAUAAAGAAUACUUGUAAAGAAUAGGAAGGCCCAAUGUUCCAAAUUCAUUUUACAUUUACAUUUUAGUCAUUUAGCAUACAAUUCACCGCCUUAAUGACAACGUUUCGAUCCAAAACACACACAAAAAAACUGCCAAUGUGUCCAACAAGUUUGUAGUCACAAGCAUGAUGUAGUCAUUGCGUGCUAGGAGUAUGGGACCAAAUACUAAACUUUUGACUGAAUGUAAUACACUAAGUGAAUUUGUCAAAAUACUUAUGACACUUUCAUGGGGAGACUAGAUAAAGUGCAUUAAUUUCUAAACGGUAAGAAAGUUAUGUAUGAAAAUACCCUCAAAUAAAAGGUGACAUUCUGUAUAAAACAUUUGAUCUCAAAUACAAAAUGCUGGAUUAUAGAGCCAAAUUAAAAGUUUUAGCUUCACUUUCUAAAUAAAUAGAUAGGGGAGUGUAUGUGAAUAAUUUUAUUCCAAAACGCUAUAUCCAUUUUCAGAAAUGUUGAUUAAUUGGUGGUCACACUAGAUACUGACUGUUUUUCUGAUACACAUCCCUAUCUUUUUUUAAAGGAAUCUGUGACCAACAGAUGCAUAUCUGUAUCCCCAGAUUUAUUUAUUUCCUUAUAUGAACUGUAACUCAGUAAAAUCUUUUGAAAUUGUUACAUGUUGCGUUUAUAUUUUUGUUCAGUGUAUGAGAGAGAUUGGUGUGUUUUUUCACCACCUAAUCAUGGCAUGGGGUUUUUCAAAGGCUUACAUAUAUUUGUUUGAAAUCUAUCACUUGAUGGUUUCAUGUUGUUCCAAAACGCUACAGUGCCUUCAGAAUGUAUUCAAACCCCUUGACUUUUUCCAAGUUUUGUUGUGUUACAACGUGGGAUUAAAAUUCAUUUAAUUGUAAUUUUUUGGUCAAUGAUAUACACCAAAUACUCUAAUGUCAAAGUGGGAGAAAAAUUCUAACAUUUGUAAAAAAAAAUAUUGAACAAUAAAACACUAAUAUAUCUUGAUUAGAUAAGUAUUCAACCCCCUGAGUCAAUACAUGUUAGAAUCACCUUUUAGCAAUGAUUACAGCUGUGAGUCUAACUGGGUAAGUCUCUGAGCUUUCCACACCUGGAUUGUGCAACAUUUGCCUAAUAUUAUUUUCAAAAUUCUUCAAGCUCUGUCAAAUUGGUUGUUGAUCAUUGCUAGACAACCAUUCUCAGGUCUUGCCAUAGAUUUUCGAGCAGAUUUAAGUCAAACCUGUAACUUGGCCACUCAGGAACAUUAACUGUCGUCUUCGUAAACAACUCCAGUGUAGAUUUUGCCUUGUGUGUUAGGUUAGACUGAAGCAGGUUUUCCUCUAGGAUUUUGCGUGUGCUUAGCUUCAUUCCGUUUCUUUUUUAUCCUGAAAAACUCCCCAGUCCUUAAUGAUUACAAACAUACCCAUAACAUGAUGCAGCCACCACUAUACUUGAAAAUAUGGAGAGUGGUACUCCGUAAUGUGUUGUAUUGGAUUUGCCCCAAACAUAACACUUUGUAUUCAGGAUAAAGUCGUUCAAAAAUCAUGAGUCCAUGCAACUUAUGUGACUUGUUAAGCAAAAACAUAAUUCCACUUUGACAUUAUGGGGUAUUGUGUGUGGGCCAGUGAAAUCUUGUUGUGGAAAAUAACCACUAUACUUUAUUACAAAUAAGGUCUUACAGAGUUUUUGUUGCAUCAAGAAAUGACUUUAUUAAAGUUUCAACAAAGCCGAUACCAGUCUGCAGAGUGGCACACCGUUCUCUCUCUCUCACGUCACAUUAUAUACCAUCAUCCCCAACUCUUCUAGCUCUAAAUCCCUCCCACUUCAGUUUCCCGCUCUUUAUCACUCCACGCCCACUUCCUUUGUCUCUCUAAACUCAACUUUUAUUAUGCACAUAAUACUCCAACCAAUCACUCACUCCCCUGUCUUGCACACACACUUAUGUUUAGUUUAAACAUGACAAGGCCCUAACAUACACAAACCUCACCCCAUCAUGCUGUAAUCAAUCAAGAAGAUACCAAGGAGACAAAGGUCUAGUCCAAACUCCAUUCAAUCCUGGUGCCGCUCCCUUCAUGGUGUUUGAAGAGAGAGACAAAAGGCCACAAGCUAGUUUCAGUCUCUCAUCGGAUAAGACAGCCAUGGAUUGAAGUAAGAGCAAGCAAUUUGACCCUAGGGCAGAUUUCCUCUCUACUCCCCCACACACACAGUGAAAUGCCCCAAUUAAAUUCCUGGCCCAGUAACAAAUAAUUCUAACUCAAUGUUCGUGAUUAACCCAGUUCUAUCUCCUAAUCCAUUAAAACAUACACUUCAAUCUCAAUUUAAUCCAUUUUAAAAUCAGGCUGUAACAAAUGAAAAUUUGGGGAAAUUCAAGUGGUGUGAGUACUUUCUGAAGGCACUCACUCUCAGAGAAAUAAGUAGUACUGCUAGGUUUUACAGUCAAAUGUGACAAAUAACUAUAUAUUUUUAAAUAAAGACCUGUACAAAUGAUACAUUUGUGACAUCAAUAUUAAAAAAAUGUUUUUAAAAAGGAAUAAAUACAGUAAUAUGAGAUCUAUAUGUAAAAUAUUUACAUUUGACAUUUUCGUUAUUUGGAUGCUCUUAUCCAGAGUGACUUACAGUUAUUCCAUUCAUCAUAGGAUCGCUAGGUGAGACAACCACAUAUCACAGUCAAAUAUACAGGAUACGAAUGUUCCAUUCCAGCUAAACAAUGAGUUUACAAAAUAUUAGGAACACCUUCCUAAUAUUGAGUUGCACCACCUUUUGCCCUCAGAACAGCCUCAAGUCGGCGUGGAAUGGACUCUACAAGGUGUCGAAAGUAUUCCACAGGGAUGCUGGUCCAUGUUGACUCCAAUACUUCCCACAGUUGUGUCAAGUUGGCUGGAUGUCAUUUGGGUGGUGGACCAUUCUCGAUACACACAGGAAACUGUGGAGCGUGAAAAACCCAGCAGCGUUGCAGUUCUUGACACACUCAAACCUGUGCGCCUGGCACAUACUACCAUACUCUGUUCAAAGGCACUUAAGUAUUUUGUCUUGCCCAUUAACCCUCUGAAUGGCACACAUACACAAUCGAGGGCUCCGGGCAGCCGAGUGGAAAUGGAGGAAAACUAGACUCCCUGCGGACUUCAGUCCUUCACGGCGUAGUGUGUUACCAAUUGUUUUCUUGGUGACUAUGGUCACAGCUGCCUUGAGAUCAUUGACAAGAUCCUUCCGUGUAGUUCUGGGCUGAUUCCUCACCGUUCUCAUGAUCAUUGCAACUCCACGAGGUGAGAUCUUGCAUGGAGACCCAGGCCGAGGGAGAUUGACAGUUAUUUUGUGUUUCUUCCAUUUGCAAAUAAACUGUUGUCACCUUCUCACCAAGCUGCUUGGCGAUGGUCUUGUAGUCCAUUCCAGCCUUGUGUAGGUCUACAAUUUUGUCCCUGACAUCCUUGGAGAGCUCUUUGGUCUUGGCCAUGGUGGAGAGUUUGGAAUCUGAUUGAUUGAUUGCUUCUGUGGACAGGUGUCUUUUAUACAGGUAACAAGCUGAGAUUAGGAGCACUCCCUUUAAGAGUGUGCUCCUAAUCUCAGCUCGUUACCUGUAUAAAAGACACCUGGGAGCCAGAAAUCUUUCUGAUUGAGAGGGGGUCAAAUACUUAUUUCCCUCAUUAAAAUGGAAAUCAAUUUAUAACAUGUUUUUCAUGCGUUUUCUGGAUUUUUUUGUUGUUAUUCUGUCUCUCACUGUUCAAAUAAACCUACCAUUAAAAUUAUAGACUGAUCAUUUCUUUGUCAGUGGGCAAACAUACAAAAUCAGCAGGGGAUCAAAUACUUUUUUCCCUCACUGUAUUUGCUGCUCUGGCACCCCAAUGGUGGAACAAGCUCCCCCACGAUGCCAGGACAGUGGAGUCACUGACCACCUUCCGGAGACACUUGAAACCCUACCUCUUUAAGGAAUACCUGGAAUAGUAUAAAGCAAUCCUUCUACCCCCCCCCCCCCCCCCCCCCCCCCCCACCUCCCCCACCCCCCCAUAAAAAAAGAAGAAAAAAAGUGGUUGUCCCACUUGCUAUCAUAAGUUGAAUGCACCAAUUUGUAAGUCCCUCUGGAUAAGAGUGCCUGCUAAAUGAUGUAAAUGUAAAAAUGUAAAUGUAAUGUGUCAAGGCUUAAAAAUCCUUCUGUAACCCGUCUUCUCCCCUUCAUCUAUAUUGAAGUAUAUUUAACAAAUUACAUCAAUAAGGGAUCAUAGCUUUCACCUGGUCAGUAUAUGUCAUGGAAAGAGCAGGUUUUCCUAAUGUUUGGUACACUCAGUGUAUAACGUUUUGCAACAACACCCAUUUUAAUGCACAUCUAAAAUCUAUGUUUAAAAAAAUCUGAGAACAGUUAUAUUUUACACGCACAUGAAGGUACCCUAAUCAAUCAUUUCUGAUGAAAAAACACAAAUGUGAAAAAUGGGUGGAUAUAGCCUUCUGUAGCUAAACCUUGCAUAUGUGUUUGUGCUUUAAAACCCCUAAGAGAAGACCCUCAAUGUAAAUCAGUUAUAAUGCAUGUAGUAUGCAAUAGGAACUUGAAAUAUAUAAUGACAUUUAGUUUAUUUGAAGUUUACAUUAAACUGGUUUAUCGGCUUUGUUCCCCAGCUGUAUCAAACAAGUUCUAUACCUUUUUCUAUCCUUUAAUAAAUGCCAUACCACAUUUUCAGAAUGGUUUCAUUAGGUUGUGUCGAUGAGAAUGGAGAUGACAAUAUUAAUGGCAAUAUUUGAUCAUAUAUAAACCAUGUGUUUUUAUGAAUGGUUGAAUAAUAUAUUUUACGUUUUCACCACAGUGCUUCGUGCAUUAUGCAUCUAUAGCCUUUUAUGCAUUAAUAACCAUGUGAGCCACUGCAUUGCACUGCACUUUCCCCUACAUGCAGCCAUUGACUAAUAACAAAAUACGCUUUACGAUCUGAAUUCUUUAUUCAGAUCGUAAAACGUCUUCUUUUUUUGUUGUAAACUGAUAUGGCUAUCCUACAUGCAGACUAGAAUAUACUCUGGUAUUUGCUGGCCAGUGCUAAUUCAAACAAAUGUUUAGGGCAGUUGCAGUCUCAUUUGUACGGUAACAAAUACUUAAGUCAUAAAUUGAACGGAAGUGCGAUUGCAAUUUCACACAGGGCAUGUUCGAUUUAUUUUGUAUUUUUAUUAUGAACAACAUAAAACCAAUACAAAAACAGAAAUAUACAAACAAGAGCACAUAAACCUAACAUAGACAGUCGUAUUACAUGUCAAGAUAAAUGUUCAAUUUGUCAAAAAGUUUUAUGGUAACGUUACGUAUUGCUUUUUUGUUUUUACACUUACUGAUCAUUUCAAAAUAAUGUUUCAAUUAUAUCUUAAACAAUGUGAAGAGGGUUUUAUUCUCCGCCCACUUCAAUUUAUGGAUAAAGAAUCUGCCAUGAAAAAUAAACAAAUUAACAAUGAAAAUUAAAUCGGGGUCCAUAUCAUUUGGAUCAAAAUAAAACAUAAUAUCAGAGUCUUUGAAAUUAACAUUAAUAGUAGUUUAUUUUAAAAUAAAAUCUUCUAACUCACUCCAAAAAUCUUCUGACAUAAGAACAGUCCCAAAAUAAAUGGUUAAGAGUCUCUGGGUCACAACCACAAAAUACACAUUUGUUAUCAAUAGCAAUUUUUAAUCUGUGUACAAUGAAGGUCUUUAGAGGGUAGAUUGUAUGAAUGAGUUUGUAUUAUACUUAUUUCACCCACCUUACUAGAUACACAAUAUUUGCCAGAAAACAACGAGACUUUGUUCCAGUUCACUUGUCCUAGGGCGCGUUCGACAUAGAGCUCGCCAGCUUGUAGUCCUAAAGCUACGGGGAAAAUGAAUGGCGAAAGAACAGGGUUUUGGAAUAAAUGCCCAAAAUAAGGUCUGAGGUUAACAAAGGUUUAGGAUAUCUUAUACGUUUUGUUCUAUGAGGUAACCGCAGUCAGUUAAUAUUACCUUUAUGAAUGAUGAAGCCUUUAUGUGCUUUUUAAAAUUACAUACAUUCUUCAACAUUCACAUAAAGUGACGUUAGCUGAUGAAUAAUAUUUCAUAGAAGAAAACAUAAGAUCUCCUAAGCCUGUGUUUACCACAUACCUUAUUUUCGGCGUUUAUCCAAAAACCUUACCAAAAAAAAGCCAUUCAUUUUUCUGCCUACAAAAAGACGCCAUUACUAGCGAGUCGAGACUGACUGAUCUACAAGAACCCUUGCAACAUAAAUAACUACUCAAUAUUAUUUGUAUAUCAGUCAGUCACAAUUUACCCAUGAUACAUCACGGGUUUGAUGCUCUCGAACACUGUCACAUUCUUGCCAUUUAUCAACUGCUACGGAUUGUUUAUUGCACAUUAGCUUGGAAAUUGUCAACUAUUUACUUAACACAGAGAAUACAAAUCUGUAAUUUGGGCUGGACAAGAUGGCCAGCAGCAAUUUUCAGGCGCAGUUUCUAUCCAUUAUGGAGGUAUUAGCUAAAGCAGCUGUAGCAGAAAUAAACAAUCGUGUUGAUGAUAGCUGUGCAGUUCUACGUUUGGAAAUGACCCAAAGCCAGCGAGAUAUUGAUGUACUGAAAAGGAAGUGUAAAAUGAUGGAGAACGAUCUGAAGACAGGAGGACGAGUCAGGAGAAAAGGUAGCUGAUGUGUUAUUCAUGGUAAAUUGAUUCCAUAUGCAAAACGCAAAUGUGUGAAUAGCCCUAAUAUUUGACUGAAUACAAUUAUUUUCCCUUUUUUUUUUUACCCCAUGGCAUCAGAGAGAUCUUCAUAUCCAGUGAAGAUUGUUUUGAACAAGCAGGGGAGUAGCUCACAGCGGAGGGACAAGGACUCUCAACCCCAUGUGUGAUAUAUCACCUUUUACAGUUAUAGAGACCUGAUCUCUUGGAUCAAUUCUGUCAUUGGAAUAUCAGGAGAAUUUACUUAUUUCGUGUGAUUCAUGAGUAUGAAAAGCGUUAGAUAUGUGAAAUGGCAUAUUAUUAUUAUAUUAUAUAUUAUAUAUAAACUCCCUCUUUACCUCUGUGACCUGCUCUUCUUCACCGCUAGCAGUUACCAGACCCGGUCUACUAGGUGGUUGCUACUUAAAGUCCCCAGGGCCGUUACUGAGUUAGGCAAGACUGCCUUCUCUAUUGUUCACCAGAGGCAUUACAUUUUCUACAAAGUAUGCUUAAACUAGAUAUACUAGUCUAGUGACACUCAAUGACUUUAAAACUCUGGUACAAAACUCUGUUCAGGAGGAGUGUAAAUGUUUCCUGUAGGCUGGAUCGUAUUGCUGUGCUGAUUGUGUUGUAUGUUUUAAGUGUUGUAAUGUAUUGAUUGCUGCUGCCUUCUUUGCCAGGUCUCCCUUGCAAAAGAGACUGUAUCUCAAUGGGGUUUUCCUGGUAAAAUAAAAAUAUAUGGUGUGUGUCCAGAGUAAUAACCUCAGUCCCCUGUUACAGCCUACAGAUGUGGAGCAGAGAGUGGAGACUGAACCCAUACUGAUCAAAGAUGAGGAGACAGCAGAGGACGUGUGGAAGACUGACCCUCAGGAAGAGCUCAGGGUCACUGGAGAGGGUGGGUGUGACCAUAAGGGGUACUGCUCUGUCUGUCUAUGGAAGACUGUGUGGGUGUUGUGGUAUGCAUGUUCCAAAUUGCUACAUUGGUGUUGGGUGUUUUAUGUUCUAGCAUAUGGAGCGCACGGACACACAGUCAGUUCUAAAGCAGUCAUGUUUUCCAACUGUUAAGGGUCUUUAAUGUUUUUUUUAUGUUUAUCCCCGAAUCUUUAGAGUCUGGUUCCAAGCCUGGGAAACCACCAUCCUUUGAACAACGGCACUGUGAUGAGGACUUCAUCACACAACCCAACAUAUCUCCUGAAGACUCAGUGGAACAUUACCGCAAUUCUGAUCGUCCAGAGGAACCAGGUACACCCCGGCUCGCGUCUACAGAGGUGUUCAGCACAGAGCAGCACCGGCCGGACGAGGACUCACUAGAGUUAGUGAUGAUGAAGGAUGAGGAGCUGGAUGAGACCACGGCCCUGGCAGGACCUGACCAGUUUGUUAUGGAUGAGACUGAUGGGCAGCUGUGGACCUCUGUGGAUCCAGGCAGAGACACUGACCCUGAUGGCCACCCAGAUUUCUCCUUUCAUGCCACAAAAGAGUACUCUCAGAAUAUCUCGAUUUUCCCAUCUCAUAGUGGGCUGCCAUCUGUUCCUAAUAUGACAGAUGAUGUAGGGCCAUCGCGUCACUCUUCUUUAUGGAAACCACAUGCUAACAUGUUCAGUGCAGCAUCACACAUGACAAGACAUGUCAGUACAUUGGCUGAUGAGACUAGACAACAGAUGCCAGAGGGACAGAGCAGAGAGAGGCUGAACUCAAAUAAUGACACAAAUAGUUUUGCUUUACAGCCAAGGCAGCAUCAAUACAGGGCUUCAGAAUCAAGAGUGAGAUUGAGUGAGUGCAAGACGGCGUCAAACACGGCCACCACCUCCACCUCUGGAAACAGCCUGAGUCGCAGUAGUUUUAACAUGGUGAAGAGAAUGAGGACUCAGUGGAGGUCGGGCAGCAACACCGAGAGGCGUUUCAGCUGCACCUUCUGUGGGAAGAGCUUCCAGCGUUUCUGCCAGCUCAAAGUACACCUCCGGAGUCACACCGGAGAGAAGCCAUACACCUGUGAACAGUGUGGCAGGAGUUUCACCAAGCAGUGCAACCUGAUCAGACAUGCUGUGGUCCACAGCGGGGAGAAGCCCUACAAAUGCACACAGUGUGGGAAAUGCUUCCCCCAGCGUUCCGGUAUGAAGUCACAUCAGAAAACUCACAUAGGAGAGAGUCCAGUGUCUCAAGACGUGGUACCCGCAUACCCUGGGGAUCCACACACAAGUUUAAUGUUGCCUCAGACCAGAUGGAACAAAUAGUUAAUAAUUGCAUUGUUUUUUUUGUAACACUUUCUAUGUGAAAAAUGUGGUACAGAAGGUUUUCUGAGACAUUUUGACAAGCUUUCCUCCUAAUUGAUUUGUGAAAUGGUUUUCAUGUUUGACUGUUGACCGCUUUUAUUUUAACAACCUAUUUACAACUGGUAAAGUGUUUUUUGUACCAUAAAAUCAUAAAAAAUAAUGUUAUAUUCAAUACAAUUGAUUUAAUGAAAGAAUCCAUCUGUACUUUUAGAUCAAUAUUAUACAGUUGCGGCCAAAUAUAUUGUCACCCUUGCACUUUUCCCAUUUCUUAUAAAAUAAGUUGAAAUUGAACAACAAAAUGUUUGUUCACCGCACCUUGUUAUUGGAUUUUCAACAUUGCAGAACCAAUUUUAUUUUUGUAAACUUAAGUUUACAAUUUUAAUUCAGAAAAUAAAGACAAAUGGCAUAGAUACAAUUAUUUGCACCCUGGAGCUAAUACUUGGUUACACAGCAUUUGGCCAAGAUAACUGCAGACAAACGCUUCUUGUAGCCAUUAAUGAGCUUGCUGCACCUUUCCACUGGCAAUUUGGCCCACGUUUUAGCAGAAAACUGCUCUAAUUCUUCCAUUUUUGAGGGUUGCCCUCCACUAACUGCUGUUUUCAGAUCUCGCCAUAGGUUUUGGAUGUGAUUCAGAUCUGGACUCUUUGCUGGCCACUCAAACAGUCCAGCAUCUCUUGAACCAUUCCUGGGUGCUUUUUGAUAUGUAUUUGGGGUCGUUGUCCUGCUGGAAGACCCACAACUUUCAACAGAGAUCCAGUUUUUGCACACUGGGUUGAACGUUGGACUCCAAACAUCUGAUAAUCGGCUUAAUUUCAUGAUGCCUCGCGCAUGUUCAAUGCCCCCAAUACCAGAGGCAGCAAAGCAACCCCACAGCAUUAUCAAACCUCCCCCAUCUUUGAUCGUAGGGAGGGUGUUUUCUUUUCAUAUUCUAUCAUGCAGCUCAAUCGACACUACUUGCUAUCUUCUUCUACACACUAGCUAAUAUGCACCAGCCUGUACUGUUGACACCAGGCAGGAUGGGUCCAAAUCCUGACCUCGCAUGACGCAACAGGAACUGGGAUUCGUCGGACCAGGCAAUGUUUCUCCACUCCUCAAUUGUCCAGUGUUGGUGAACGCGUGCCCACUGGAGCCGCUUCGUCUUGUUUUUAAGCUGACAGGAGUGAGACCCGGUGUGGUCGUCUGCUGCAAUAUCCCAUCCGUGACAAGGAUUGACAAGUUGUGCAUUCCGAGAUGCUGUUCUGGCUUGGGGGUAGAAGCUGUUAAGAAGCCUUUUGGACCUAGACUUGGCGCUCCGGUACCGCUUGCCGUGCGGUAGCAGAGAGAACAGUCUAUGACUAGGGUGGCUAGAGUCUUUGUUUGGGCCUUCUUCUGACACUGCCUGGUAUAGAGGUCCUGGAUGGCAGGAAGCUUGGCCCCAGUGAUGUACUGGGCCUUACGCACUACCCUCUGUAGUGCUUUGCGGUCGGAGGCCGAGCAGUUGCCAUACCAGGCAGUGAUGCAACCAGUCAGGAUGCUCUCGAUGGUGCAGCUGUAUAACUUUUUGAGGAUCUGAGGACCCAUGGCAAAUCUUUUCAGUCUCCUGAGGGGGAAUAGGCUUUGUCGUGCCCUCUUCACAACUGUCUUGGUGUGUUUGGACCAUGAUAGUUUGUUGGUGAUGUGGACACCAAGGAACUGGAAGGUCUCAACCUGCUCCACUAUAGCCCUGUCGAUGAGAAUGGGGGCGUGCUUGGUCCUCUUUUUCCUGUAGUCCACAAUCAUCUCCUUUGUCUUGAUCACGUUGAGGGAGAGGUUGUUAUCCUGGCACCACACGGCCAGGUCUCUGACCUCCUCCCUAUAGGCUGUAUCAUCGUUGUCGGUGAUCAGGCCUACCACUGUUGUGUCGUUUCAAACUUAAUGAUGAUGUUGGAGUCGUGCCUGGCCAUACAGUCAUGGGUGAACAGGGAGUACAUGAGGGGACUGAGCACGCACACCCCUGAGGGGCCCCCGUGUUGAGAAUCAGCGUGGCAGAUGUGUUGUUACCUACCUUUACCACCUGGGGGCGGCCCGUCAGGAAGUCCAGGAUCCAGUUGCAGAGGGAGUUGUUUAGUUCCAGGGUCCUUAGCUUAGUGAUGAGCUUUGAGGGCACUAUGGUGUUGGACGCUGAGCUGUAGUCAAUGAAUAGCAUUCUCACGUUGGUGUUCCUUUUGUCCAGGUGGGAAAGGGCAGUGUGGAGUGCAAUAGAGAUUGCAUCAUCUGUGGAUCUGUUGGGGGGGAAUGCAAAUUGGAGUGGGUCUAGAGUUUCUGGGAUAAUGUUGUUGAUGUGAGCCAUGACCAGCCUUUCAAAGCACUUCAUGGCUACAGACGUGAGUGCUACGGGUCGGUAGUCAUUUAGGCAGGUUACCUUAGUGUUCUUGGGCACAGGGACUAUGGUUGUCUGUCGCAGCCAGCCGCGACCGGGAGACCCAUGGGGCGGUGCACAAUUGGCCCAGCGUCGUCCAGGUUAGGGGAGGGUUUGGCCGGCAGGGAUGUUGUUGUCCCAUCGCGCACUAGCGACUCCUGUGGCGGGCAGUGCACGCUGACUCGGUCGCCAGGUGUAUGGUGUUUCCUCCGACACAUUGGUGUGGCUGGCUUCCGGGUUAAGCGGGCAUUGUGUCAAGAAGCAGUGCGGCUUGGUUGGGUUGUGUUUCAGAGGACGCACGGCUCUCGCCCUUCGUCUCUCCCGUGUCCGUAUGGGAGUUGCAGCAAUGGGACAAGACUGUAACUACCAAUUGGAUACCACGAAAAAAAAUAAGUCAUUUAGCUCGUCUGGUAGGCUCGUGUCACUGGGCAGCUCGCGGCUGUGCUUCCCUUUGUAGUCUGUAAUAGUUUGCAAGCCCUGCCACAUCCGACGAGCAUCAGAGCCGAUGUAGUACGAUUCAAUCUUAGUCCUGUAUUGACGCUUUGCCUGUUUGAUGGUUCGUCGGAGGGCAUAGCGUGAUUUCUUAUAAGCAUACGGGUUAGAGUCCCGUGCCUUGAAAGCGGCAGCUCUACCCUUUAGCUCAGUGCGGAUGUUGCCUGUAAUCCAUGGCUUCUGGUUGGGGUAUGUACGUACGGUCACUGUGGGGACGACGUCAUCGAUGCACUUAUUGAUGAAGCCAGUGACUGAUGUGGUGUACUCCUCAAGCGGAAGAAUCCCGGAACAUAUUCCAGUCUGUGCUAGCAAAACUGUCCUGUAGCUUAGCAUCUGCGUCAUCUGACCACUUCUUUAUUGACCGAAAGCUUCCUGCUUUAGUUUUUGCUUGUAAGCAGGAAUCAGGAGGAUAGAGUUAUGGUCAGAUUUGCCAAAUGGAGGGCGAGGGAGAGCUUUGUACGUGUCUCUGUGUGUGGUAGAAAUGAGGUAAAACAGAGUCCCCAGCCACUAGGAGCGCUGCCUGUGGAUUAUCGUUUUCCUGUUUGCUUAUGACCUUAUACAGCUCAUUGAGUGCGGUCUUAGUGCCAGCAUCCGUUUGUGGUGGUAAAUAGACAGCUACAAAAAACAUAGAUGAAAACUCUCUUGGUAAAUAGUGUGGUCUACAGCUUAUCAUGAGAUACUCUACCUCAGGCGAGCAAAACCUCGAGACUUCCUUAAUAUUAGAUUUCGUGCACCAACUGUUGUUUACAAAUAUACACAGAUCUCCACCCCUUGUCUUACUGGAGGCAGCUGUUCUAUCUUGCCGAUGCAGCGUAUAUCCCACCAGCUGUAUGUUAUCCAUGUCGUCGUUCAGCCACGAAUCGUUGAAACAUAAGAUAUUACCGUUUUUAAGGUCCCGUUGGUGGGAUAUCCGUGAUUGUAAUUAGUCUAUUUUGUUAUCCAAUGAUUGUACGUUGGGUAAUAGGACUGAUGGUAGAGGCAGAUUAACCACUCGCCGUCUGAUCCUUACAAGGCACCUCGACCUAUGUCCCUGAUAUCUCAGUCUCUUUCUCAUGUGAAUGAUGGGGAUUUGGGCCUUGUCGGGUGUCUGAAGAAAAUCCUUCGCGUCCGACUCGUUAAAGAAAAAAUCUUAGUCCAGUACGAGGUGAGUAAUCGCUGUCCUGAUAUCCAGAAGCUCUUUUCGGUCAUAAGAGACGGUGGCAGAAACAUUAUGUACAAAAUAAGUUACAAAUAACACAAAAAAGCACACACAAUAGCACAAUUGGUUAGGAGCCCGUAAAACGGCAGCCAUCUCCUCCGGCACCAUUCUCUCUAUCAUGGCACAUUCCCCCGUGUAUGGCAGGCCUGAAUUCCAAACUUGUAAUACAGUUAAAUGAUCUAAAGUAAAGUCACCAAGGAAAGACAAUGCACCUGCCAACAAGGUCCGGAGGGCUUGAGGGGAUUGUGCCAAUUAUGUAUUGUCCAGUCCCUACACCAUUGCCCAGUAAAUAGUUUGCUACAAACCUUAUAAUAAUAAUAAUAAUAUGCCAUUUAGCAGACGCUUUUAUCCAAAGCGACUUACAGUCAUGCGUGCAUACAUAUUUUUUUUUUUUGUGUAUGGGUGGUCCCGGGGAUCGAACCCACUACCUUGGCGUUACAAGCGCCGUGCUCUACCAGCUGAGCUACAGAGGACCACCACUUAUGCCAAACCUUGCUGCAAUAGGAAGCAACUGCUAGAUGUAUGUACACCUUACUGGCCUUAAACAUAAUUUUUUGUGAAAUGCAACCAUUAUUUCCUUUAGAGUCUGAAAAGUGGGCAGACAUGAUGACCAAGUUGGACCACUUCUUUUUUUAGCACUUCCUGCCAGCCCUGUGCAGGUAGAGAACGAAGAAUCCCACUGGUAGGUGGAGAGGUGCUACCCUGGUGUCAUGGUGAUAAUAAAUAAUUGUGUUUACUUGAUUCAGUGAUUUACUUGACUUUGAAAUGUGUUUAAUUCCAGUUACAUGAUUGAAUCUUUUUUUAAAUGGCUAUAAUUGAAUUAGCCAAUGUUUGAAGCUUGAGCUUUUAAUGAACUGUGUUUAUAAUUCUUGUGAAAUGAUUGACGCUGGAGACAUGCAUUUUGAUAAUUAAAUAGUCAUUGUUUGGAAAAACAUUUAUGGUAUUAUUUUCAGGUAGAAAUGAUUGAUAUACUGUACAUCACAGAAAUAUAGGGUUCUUCAUUAAGUGUUACAGUGGAGCUGUACAUUGAGGGUUAGACAAAUGACAGAGGGUUACACAAAUUUAGAAAUUCUUACAAUAAACAAGACAAUUCUUCAUUCAUGCACAUAUAGUGGAGGUGGGUAGGGGCACAUGAUAAGUGUUCCUUAAAACUGGCCCUUGGAAAGUUGAGUACAGGACAUACCACAGCUGGUUGACUGAACCUGCGAAUGUCAGGGGGAUCAGCUAUCAAAUGUGCUCUAAGCCUGGAAAUUGGCUUUCAGGGUAUCAGUCUUUGAACCCAGUGUAGAACAUGAACCUGGGUUCACACUGGAAACGUUGGAGACAAAACUGUUGGCUUCUUAGUGAGUCAUUCUCCUUUGCCAGACAAUCUAUUUCAUCACGCUCUUCCAAAGGCAGGGACUUCUGUGUGUAAUCAUGAUUUGGGAAUGGUAGCUCUGCAACAUGGUUGGAACUGAAGAAGGAACUGUCAGGAUAUUUGUGAACUUGGAUUUUCUGGUGACAACAGAAGUGGGGAUAAUGUAGCCUACUUUCAUAAGAGAUUGGCAGGUGUAAAAUAGUUUAAAGAUUUGUUAAAUGUCAACUAUGGACAAUUCAGAAACAUUUAUUACUGUCACGUUUAGAGCACACUUUGGUGUUUUCCGUGAUCUAUAAUAUACAUUAAGUACGCAAACUUCGUGGCUUUUUGAAUAUAUGUUAUAUCCUUGCGUAUUUGGAUGAUCCACUCGCAACGGAGUUGUGGGUAGGUAGGGAACCGUUGAAAAUAGAGGUUACCAGAUUUUUCUCCUCUUGUAUGAGGUGCAUUCAGGUACACAGCAGUACGACAUGCAAUCUUUCACUAGCUACCAUCACGCAACAACAAUGCAUUGCCUGGGCUUACUUCCGUGGUUCACCCAUAGGAUUUCCUGCCUCGCCUUCGUUUCAAAAUAGCGCCUGCGUGACUGAAGCGUAUACACCCUGGUAUUUGCCUUGCCAGUGCUAAACUCUCCCAAUUUGGAAGGGCUGUUGCAGUCUCAUAUUUACGGUAAUAAAUACUUAUGUCACGAGUUGCCAACCGCCGAUAAACCCCACUGAAGAAGAAGAAGUACGUCACGAGUUGAACGGAAGUGCGAUUGCGCACGCAUCUCCAACUUGAAACUUUGUUUGCCUUAAUCGAUCUCUUACAUAUGCCAAAUUGGGCCAAUAUCAACAUUUACCAUUGUGUAAAUUAAUUGAGUAUUUAUUGCACAUUGGCUAGCUACAAAAAUUGUAACAUAUUUACUUAAUAACAGAGAAUACUGGGCUGGACAAGAUGGCCAGCUGCAAUUUUCAGGCGCAGUUGGUAUCCGUUAUGGAGGUAUUAGCUAAAGCAGCGGUAGCAGAAAUAAACCAACGUGUAGAUGAUAGUUGUGCAGUUAUACGUUUGGAAAUGACCCAAAGCCAGCGAGAUAUUGAUUUACUGAAAAGGAAGUGUCAAAUGAUGGAGAGCGAGUUGAAGAAGACGCGAGGACGAGUCAGGAGAAAAGGUAUAUAGAUGUGUUGUUAUUCAUAGUAAUUUGAUUGCAUCAUGGAGCAACUGAAUAAAAACACGUGUGAAUAGCCCUAAUAUUUGACUGAAUAUAAUUAUUUUCCAGUUUUUUACCCCAUGGCAUCAGAGAGAUCUUCAUAUCCAGUCAAGAUAGUUUUGAACAAGCAGAGGAGUAGCUCACAGUGGAGAGACGAAGAGCUGGCUGUUGGAGAGGGCUCUCAACCCGAGGUGUGAUACAUCACCUUGUACAAUUACAGAAAUCCAGGGGCCUCAUAACUGUUGCAUACAUUUCACACUAAAUAUCUGCGUGCGCCAUUACUGAAAAGACUGCGCAUGUACAAAAAUAUAGAAAUGUAUAAACUUAAACUGCGCUCUAGAUCAGAUGGCAUAGAGCAAAAUACUUGAAAUAGCUUAUCUAUUUACUACUGUGAAGUGGGCCAAUUAAAUUAGAGACAGGGAGAAUGGUAUCUAACUUGUUGUAGGCCUAUAGGCUACCUGAUGAGUAUGAAACCAUCACAGAAAAGGUGAGGAAUUUAUUCUGCAAUGAUCAUGGAAAUGAAAUAAAUAAUAGCCUAGGCAAUAGAUGCCUAUUUCUAAUUAUUUUAUAAUACAAAGAUAAACAAAAUUGAUGUUCUCUCUUCUCACUAACGGCAAACGAUUGCAUCUUGUUAUUAACCUGUUAUUUGUUAUGGACAAACAUGCUCUUCUUAACCCCUAUUUGCACAAAAUACUAGGCUACUUGCCUGCUUGCAAUGCAAUACUUCAACCACUAGAAACUGCGUAGGCGUGGUCUAAAGUUUGUGGGAAGGUGAGCACAUUCUCACGACAUGUUCGGUUUUUAUAAAUGUCAACUUUUGCGUGAAAACUGGUGCACGCAUGUUUUGGGGUAUAUUUUGUACAUAUGCACGGUUUAUAAAUGAGGCCUCUGACCUCGGAUCAAUUCUGUUAUUGGAAUAUCAGGAGAAUUUACUGCUUUUGUAUGGUUCAUGAGUAUGAAAAUGGUUAGAUAUGGUUUGUGUCCAGAGUAAUAACCUCAGUCCCCUGUUACAGCCUACAGAUGUGGAGCAGAGAGUGGAGACUGAACCCAUACUGAUCAAAGAUGAGGAGACAGCAGAGGACGUGUGGAAGACUGACCAUCAGGAAGAGCUCAGGGUCACUGGAGAGGGUGGGUGAAACCAUAAGGGGUACUGCUCUGUCUGUCUAUGGAAGACUGUGUGGGUGUGGUGGUAUGCACGUCCCAAAUUGCUACAUUAGUGUUGGGUGUUUUAUGUUCUGGCAUAUGGAGCGCACGGACACACAGUCAGUUCUAAAGCAGUCAUGUUUUCCAACUGUUAAGGGUCUUUUGUAAUGUUUAUUUAAUGUUUAUCCCCAAAUCUUUAGAGUCUGGUUCCAAGCCUGGGAAACCACUAUCUUUUGAACAACGGCACUGUGAUGAGGACUUUAUCACACAACCCAACAUAUCUCCCGAAGACUCAGUGGAACAUUACCCCAAUUCUGAUUGUUCAGAGGAACCAGGCACACCCCGGCUCACAUCUACAGAGGUGUUCAGCACAGAGCAACACCGGCCAGCCGAGGACAAAGACUCACUAGACCUAGUGAUGGUGAAGGAUGAGAAAGAGGAGGAGCUAGAUCAGACCAUGGCCCUGGCAGGACCUGACCAGUUUGUUAUGGAUGAGACUGAUGGGCAGCUGUGGACCUCUGUGGAUCCAGGCAGAGACACUGACCCUGAUGGCCACCCAGAUUUCUCCUUUCAUUCCACAGAAGAGUACUCUCAGAAUAUCUCGAUUUUCCCAUCUUGUAGUAGGCUGCCAUCUGUUCCUACUAUGACAGAUGAUGUAGGGCCAUCGCUUCACUCUUCUAUAGUGAAACCACAUGCUAACAUGUUCAGUGCAGCAGCACACAUGAAAAGACAUAUCAGGACAAUGGCUGAUAUGACUAGACAACAGAUGCCAGAGGGACAGAGCAGCGAGAGGCUGAACUCAAAUAAUGAAGGAAAUAGUUUAGCCCUACAGCCAAGGCAGCAUCAACACACUGCUUCAGAAUCAACAGUGAGAUUGAGUGAAUGCAUGACAGGGUCAAACAUGGCCACCACCUCCACCUUCUCUGGAUACAGCCUGAGUCACAGUAGUUUUAACAUGGUGAAGAGAAUGAGGACUCAGUGGAGGUCGGGUGGCACCACCGAGAGGCGUUUCAGCUGCACCUUCUGUGGGAAGAGCUUCCAGCGUUUCUGCCAGCUCAAAGUACACCUCCGGAGUCACACCGGCGAGAAACCGUACACCUGCGAACAGUGUGGCAGGAGUUUCACCCAGCAGUGCAACCUGAUCAGACAUGCUGUGGUCCACAGCGGGGAGAAGCCCUUCAAGUGCACACAGUGUGGGAAAUGCUUCACCCAGCGCUCUAGCAUGAAGUCACAUCAGAAAACUCACAUAGGAGAGAGUCCAGUGUCUCAAUACGUGGUACCCGCAUACCCUGGGGAUCCACAC
Coregonus sp. 'balchen' is the source of this 19958-nucleotide messenger RNA. Lineage: Eukaryota; Metazoa; Chordata; Actinopteri; Salmoniformes; Salmonidae. The record is from the annotation of a GenBank genome assembly.